UAAAGUGGCCACACGGCGUGCCAGUCCGUCCAAAGCUGCCGCUCACAUCCCUCUGCCGCCGCGCAGCGAGCACGGGAAGACGCGCUCGCCAAGUCCCCCUCCGUCUCCGUAGCACUCGGUGACGCGCAGCGCGCAGCGCGGACGAGCCACUCAGCGUCCGGCGCGCGGUGCUCUGCUCUGCCACCCCGCGUGCAAUGCUACGGCGGCGUUUGCGGGAUAAAGACAGCGUUCAUACAUAAGCGGCGUCGGUGCGGAACGAGGACAACCGCCGGGGGACAGGAGCAGCGAGCGCCCGGGGAGGUGUUGUCGGCAAUAUUCAAAAGAUCUAAUUUGCCUGUGAUGAGCAUCCCUAUCCACCAGAGACCAAAGGUACGGAAUGUUGCCGUAUUCCAAUAUGAAGCGUGCAGACCUGCGACGACUCGUGCUUCUCCCGCGAUGCAGCCAGUUGUUGCCAAACUGACAAGCCAUUGUCUUUCCCUAAGCCACGACCUGCCCCUGUUGUUCCCUCUGAGAGGAAGAGGAAGUGAUGUCACGCCACCACCACCGCUUUGAGAGGGACUACCGGGGGCCCUGGGACCGCCGGGACAUCCGCCCCUCCGGCCUCCACAACGGGGGAGCCAGCCAUAGCUGUGCCUCCGCCGUCGUCAACGGCAACAACCGCCCGGGGCUCCUCCCCCUCCCGGUCAUCCCCUCCCUCCUGCCCACCCCAGUCACAGUUGCCGUGACAACAUCCAGCAGCGACAUAGCGGUCAAGCGGGGCAUCACGGCAGCGGGACCGGUGGCUCCGGCGUCGGCCAAGGUCUCUGGCCUGUCGCCCGGAGACAGCCAGACCCAAGGCCUGCUGCUGGCCCCGGGGGUGCGAUGGGGACAGACGCCCAUCAACCAGCUCACGCCGUGGGACACGGACGAGCCCCCCGCCAAGCAGCACCGAGACAGCGAGCCCAGCGGUCCGACCUGGGCCGCCCCCGUUGCAGCGGUGAGCCAGCCCAGCCUCCUGCCCCACACCUACGCGCUCCCCCAGCCCCCCUCCUUCAACCACAGCGUGACGGCGCAGUCGCCCAUCAUCGGCGUGAGCCCCUCCAUCCAGACGCCGGUGCCCCCCCAGCACCCGCUCAUGACCACCCACUUCCAGCUGACGCCGCAGUCCACCCAGCAGCCGCCCUCCAUGGUGCUGAGCAUCCCCAGCCAGCCCCCGUACCCCUCGGCUCAGCCGGCGCUCGCCGCCCAGACCAACCAGGUGGUUCAUCCGAGCCCCCACAGCGUGAUGGGCAACGGCCACUUGACCGCUCACCCCGGACUCAUGCAGCCCCCCGCCCUGCCUCUGACCAACGGACAGGCGGCCGCGGCGCAGGCCCAGGCCACGCCCCCAGACCUCCAGGACGGGCCCCAAGGGCUGCAGAUGCUGCGCACAGUAGGAAUGGGAAAGUACGAGUUCAGUGACCCCGGACACCCAAAAGAGAUGUUGAAGGAGCUGAACCAGCAGCGCAGAGCGAAAGAGUUUACAGACCUGAAAAUUAUUGUUGAAGGCAAAGAGUUUGAAGUCCACCAAAAUGUUCUAGCUUCCUGCAGCUUGUAUUUCAAGGACCUGGUGAAAAGGUCGUUGGGGGAGACGAGGAGCGGCGAGAUGCUGGAGCUGAAGAUGAGCAACAUCAGCGCCGACGUCCUGGAGCUGCUGCUGGAGUUCGUGUACACGGGAUCGCUGGUCAUCGACUCGGCCAACGCCAAGACGCUGCUGGAGGCCGCCAACAAGUUCCAGUUCAACACCUUCUGUAAAGUCUGCGUCUCCUUUCUAGAGAAACAGUUGACUGCAGCUAAUUGCCUGGGAGUGCUGGCUAUGGCCGAAGCCAUGAGUUGCACGGAGCUCCACAACAUGGCCAAAGCGUUUGCGCUGCAGAACUUCCCUGAGGUGGCGGGGCAGGAGGAGAUACUGAGCGUUUCCAAAGAGGACCUGGUGGCCUAUUUGUCCAACGACAGCCUGAACACGAAGGCCGAGGAGCUCGUGUACGAGACAGUCAUCAAGUGGAUCAAACAAGACCCCAACUCCAGAGUGCAGCACUUGUCGGAGCUGCUGGCGACGGUGCGCCUGCCCUUCAUCCACCCGUCCUACCUGCUCAACGUGGUGGACAACGAGGAGCUGAUCAAGUCGUCGGAGGCGUGCCGCGACCUGGUCAACGAGGCCAAGCGCUACCACAUGCUGCCGCACGCGAGGCAGGAGAUGCAGACGCCCCGGACCCGGCCGAGGCUUUCUGCAGGUGUCGCCGAGGUGAUAGUUCUGGUGGGAGGGCGCCAGGCCAUCGGGAUGAACCAGCGCUCGCUGACGGCGGUCACCUGCUUUAACCCGCAGAACAGCAAGUGGUACCCGCUGGCCAGCCUGCCCUUCUACGACCGCGAGUUCUUCAGCGUGAUCUCGGCGGGAGACAACAUCUACCUGUCAGGUGGCACGGAGUCGGGUGUGAUGGUGGCCGACGUGUGGUGCUACAUGUCCCUGUUGGACAACUGGAACCUGGUGUCGCGGAUGACGGUGGCCCGCUGCCGGCACAACGGCCUGGUGUACGACGGCAAGCUCUACACCAUCGGAGGGCUGGGCGUGUCGGGGAACCUGGACCACGUGGAGAGAUACGACACCAUCACCAACCAGUGGGAGACGGUGUCCCCUCUGCCCAAGCCGGUCCACUCUGCAGCGGCCACGGUGUGUGGAGGGAAGAUCUACGUGUUCGGAGGCGUGAACGAGGCCGGGCGCUCCGCAGGGGUCCUCCAGUCCUACUUACCGCAGAGCAACACCUGGAGUUUCAUUGAGUCGCCCAUGAUAGACAACAAAUACGCCCCCGCGGUGACUCUGAACGGCUUCAUAUUCAUCCUGGGAGGAGCCUACGCUCGCGCCACCACCAUCUACGACCCAGACAAAGGCAACAUCAAGGCCGGUCCCAACAUGAAUCACUCUCGGCAGUUCUGCAGCGCCGUGAUCCUGGACGGGAAGAUCUACGCCACCGGCGGCAUCGUGAGCAGCGAGGGCCCGGCUCUGGGCAACAUGGAGACCUUCGACCCCUGCACCAACGCCUGGACCCUGCUGCAGUCGCUGCCCUGUCCGCUCUUCAGACACGGCUGCGUCGUCAUCAAGAAGUACAUCCAAAGCGGCUGAGGGCGGCGCCGGCCCGUUCGCGCUGGGUCGAGGCCGAACGCCAGCUGAGCUCCGGUCGUUGGAGGUGCGAUGGCAGCUUGGGGUCAGUCGGGACCUCUGGACUAGACGCCGGCAUUCACCCCCCUCCCCCGUUACUCAUCCCUGUGCAGAAUGUACUCACUCAGCUACUCGGCCGCGUCAGGUGGCGCAGCCUAACCUCCCGUUCUGUAUGUGUCAUGGUAGUAGUUCACCCUCUCGUCCAAAAGGCACAGGGACACUUAGUAAGCUUUCCUUGGAUUUUAAUGAAUUCAGUUUUUUCAGUAAUCCCACCAUCUCAGUUUCCUUAUCAUGCUGCGACCGUAGCGAUGAGCCACUGCAGGUCCAGCUUUUGUUGUUUGUAAGCAGGUUCGACAGGUGUAGGCUGCACGGUCCUCCGUUGGGGAACAGAAGCGCUCCCUCUGUGACAGUGCAGACAGGAGGAAGGAGAUGCAAAGGAAGCCAGCUGUUUUCCUCCUCACUGGUGGAUUCCAGGAGUCUUUCCCUCUCUCCGCUCCAUCGAGAAGUGAAGUUGAAUAUGAGGCAGUUUGAAAAUCAGGUUUUGAACUCUGUGUUACCCGCUUCUUUUAAUUGCUUGCUAAACACAGGUAAACCUUAAAAUCUGGGUCAGGAAAAAAAAUCUUUAUUCUUCUCUGUUGUGCAAUUCAAACCUGACUGAUAUCAUCUGGAGGGUGAGUGGCCUGUUUUUCUCCUUUGAUUUAUACUCUCUUGCUCUCUGGGACACAAAGCGGUACAUCAAGAGAGAGAGGGGAAUUCUUCCUAUCUGCUGACGACUGAUCGGAGGCUCAAGGUGGGACAGUUCCUCCGGAUAAAAGCACAAUAAUCACCUGUGACUGUUACCGUCGACGUUUUCUCGGCCAUCAGUUCCUCCAUGUCUUUGUUUUAUACGCUUUGUUUCAUCGCAACCCACAAAUGACACUGGGUUGAUAUUCUGUAAAUACAGGAAGGAAAUAUGUAUAUUUUAAAACCUGAAGGCAAUUCUGUAUAAAUGUUUUUAGAAAACAAACACCUCAUAGGUUGGACCCAAAUGGUAACUCUGUAAAUCUGUACCCAAAAAGGAGAAAUUAACAAUUGUUAUUACUGAAACCUAAUACAUAUACCAUUAUGUGAACACAA
This is a messenger RNA of Betta splendens (Siamese fighting fish), 4291 nucleotides long. Its product is annotated as kelch-like protein 29. Lineage: Eukaryota; Metazoa; Chordata; Actinopteri; Anabantiformes; Osphronemidae. Bases 527 to 3139 code for a protein of 870 amino acids. Gene Ontology annotation, molecular function: protein binding. The transcript has 16 exons. The record is from RefSeq and is a predicted model, not a curated record.